CCUGCAAUAACAUAACAAGUUGUCAUGUCAGAUGUAAACUCUACAAAAGUAAAAUAAAAACUUAAUUAAAUGAACUGUUUUGUCGAACCGGAAGAAACGGUAUCUGGUUCCUUACGGAAUAUCCUCAUUACACAAAUUUUAACAUUAACAUCAUUAGUUAUUGGAAUAUGGAUAACAAUUUACCUACUGAGUUCGAUUUAAUUGUAGUUGGUACAGGUGUGGUUGAAUCCAUUAUUUCUGCAGCUGCUAGUAGAGUUGGAAAGAGAGUACUUCAUCUUGACAAUAAAAGUUAUUAUGGAGGACACUGGGCAUCUUUCAAUUUGGAGGAUUUUCAAAAUCUUCGUAUAAAUGAUGCUGUUCCUGCAGAUAAAGAUUUGCAGCCAAGUUUGGGAGAUGCUGGUGAGGUGUUCAAGAUUUUUGGUAAUGAACUGAGCAAUAUACGGAAUUUAGAGGCAAAAUGGCAUGUAGAAAAAACAUUGCCCAAAGAUCUAGAUGCUUCCAAGGAUAAAAGCCAAGAAGAUGAGGAAUUGCAGAAGAAUGAAGAUAAACCUGAAAAAGAUAGUGCAGUUGAAGAAGAGAAAGGUGGUACAUCAGAAGAAAUUAAAGAAAAGAAACUUGAAAAGAAAGAACCAACAUAUUCAACACAAGAAUCAUUGAUGAAGGAUUCUCGAAAAUUCAUAAUUGAUUUAUGUCCAAAGCUUCACUUUGCAAGAGGAGUUUUUGUAGAAUUGCUUAUUUCAUCAAAUAUUGCACGAUAUUCAGAAUUCAGAAGUGUCAGCAGGGUUCUCACUUGGAUUAAUGGGAAUCUAGAAGUUGUUCCAUGUUCCAGAUCAGAUGUCUUCGCAAACAAUAGAGUUACAGUUGUAGAAAAGAGGAUGUUAAUGAAAUUGCUGACUUCCAUUGAAGGAGACGAGAAAAAUUCAACUGUACCACCUGAAACCACUUACAAAAGCUUCCUUAAAGGCAAAAAAUUAUCUGAUAAUAUAAUCCACUUUGUGUUGUAUGCGUUAUCAAUGAGUACAGAUGCAACAUUAUGGUUAGAUGGACUAAGAGGAACAAAAAGGUUUCUUCAAAGUUUGGGUAGAUUUGGAAAAACUCCAUUUCUAUUUUCUAUGUAUGGCAGUGGAGAAGUUGCACAAGCAUUUUGUAGGUUGAGUGCAGUGUUUGGGGGUAUCUUUGCGUUGAACCAACCACUUCACGGGUUUUUGAUAAACCCUGAAAAUGUUUUCCAGGGUUUAAUAUGUGGGGAUCAGAAAAUCACUGCUCCCCACAUGGUUUUAAAUAUGGGGUUGAUUCCUUUGUGUUUUCUGGAGAACACGGAAGCUAAUCUCAUAUCAAGAGCUGUUCUCAUAACCAAUAAGUCCUUAAUGGACUGCGAAAGAGAAGAACUGACUCUUCUGUUGUAUCCUCUGAAAAAUAAUAAACUGUGUAGAAUUCUAGAAUUAGGGACCCUUACUGGAACAUGUCCCAAAAAUUUGUUUUUAGUUCAUAUAACUGCACCAGGUUUAUCAAGUCCGAAGGAAGACUUACAAGAGUGUAUAGAGAAGCUGUUCACCACAGAUAGCAAUACAGAAUGUCAAAAGCCGAAAAUAAUAUGGUCGGCUUAUUUUUCUAUUCCCGAUACAAAUAACCAGGCGGUAAAGAGCAGUUUGCCAAAAAAUGUUUAUGCAUGUCCAGGACCUGAUUCUGAUCUUGACUAUGAUUACUCAGUUCAAAAGGCAAAGGAAAUAUUUUCCGCAAUAUACCCUGGAGAGGACUUUUUGCCGAGGGCUCCUGAUGCUGAAGAAAUAGUAAUAGAGGGAGAAGAAAUAGCAAUGGAGGGAGAACCGGAACCUGCAGCCGAAGCAGGAGUUUCAAGUAAUAAUGAAACUAAUACUGUGGAGGUUGAAGUAGGGUCUGAACAAUUAGGUGAAGGAUCUUCAGAUGCUGAAGUAGCUGAAGAAGCAAAAGAUUCAAAUGCAGGACUGAAUGAGCGUGAAAAUGAGGAUACCGAUAAAAAAGUUGAAGAAUGUUCUGAAGUGAAUGAAAUUACGAAAUAAUUCAUUUAUCAUUGAUAUUAUUGUGAUAUAAUAAUGGAAUAUUUAAUAAAAAAAUUGUUGAUGUUUUGGUGAAAUAUUAGCAAACUAAUACCAAGAAAGCUUGAUAUAUUCAGAUUCACAUUUGUGUAUGUACAUAGUAUAUGCUUUUUAUUAUCUAACAAUGUGAAAAAAUAAAUCUUCGAAGGUUG
Molecule: messenger RNA, 2227 nt
Organism: Harmonia axyridis
Lineage: Eukaryota; Metazoa; Arthropoda; Insecta; Coleoptera; Coccinellidae
Gene: Rep
Product: rab proteins geranylgeranyltransferase component A 1
Exons: 9
Coding region: 168-2039 (623 amino acids)
Biological process (GO): vesicle-mediated transport; protein geranylgeranylation; intracellular protein transport
Cellular component (GO): cytosol; Rab-protein geranylgeranyltransferase complex; cytoplasm
Molecular function (GO): GDP-dissociation inhibitor activity
Source: RefSeq, a predicted model, not a curated record